AUGAUUUAAAAGAAACAGAAAGCACUUCAAACAAUUGUGAAUUACAGAAAUGGUUCAUAAAUAAGAUUCUAAUAAAGUCCUUCAAUGAAGAAACUUGAAAAAUCAUCUAAUCAUAGCAAUUUUUCUUUAAGAAUAAAAACAUGUUAAAAUUAUGUUUAAUAAGACAGAAUAAAGUAUUUCCCCAAAAGCUAUAUAAAAAACUUCUGAGACACAGAUGGGUGAUUUACAAAAUAAAACUAGUAUUCAAAUAAUCUUUUCUCAUGAAGAAAAGCUUCAUAAUUUCUUAUUUCCUUAUGAGUAUUAUAAAAUUUAAUAUAACAAUAGAGCCACUACAGAUCAAUUAUUGCAAUAAGCUCGUAAAAUAGUUCCAACAAUAAGUGCAUUAAUAACUACUAAUUAAAAUUUAGCCGUCGAUUAUUAUCUUCAAUUACCUAAUUAAAAGUUAUGUGUAUUUUAAGGGCGUAUAAUAACUGUUUAAGGAGUUAUAGGAUUAUUAGGAUUGAAAUCUAAAACUGGAUUACGAGAUUUUAUAUUUAUAAAAUGUAUAGGAGUAGGUGGAUUUUCAAGAGUGUAUUUAGUAAAGAAGAAAUAAUCUGGUCGAUUUUCUGCAAUGAAAAUAAUAGACAAGAAAAUAAUAAUUGAGAAAAAAAUAGAAAGUACAUAAUACAUUAUAUAGAUAUAAUUGAGAAUGAACGCAACAUUCUAGCUGUCAUUUAACAUCCUUUUCUUAAUAAAUUAGAAUAUGCUUUAGAAUGUCCUAAUAAUUUGAUUUUUAUAACAGAAUUUUGUGCAGGAGGAGAUUUACUAUACUAUUUAUAAAAAUAUCAAGUAUUUACAGAAACCUAAGCAAGAUUUUAUAUUGUAGAAUUCAUAUUAGGUUUAAUAUAUUUACAUUAAUUGGAUAUAAUAUUUCGAGACAUAAAACCAGAAAAUAUUUUAAUUGAUAUUACAGGACAUAUACAAAUUGCUGAUUUUGGAUUAGCUAAACCAACUAGAAAUGAAUAGGCAUAUAGUUUUUGUGGAAGUCCAGAAUAUAUGGCACCUGAGAUGUUAACUAAUUAAGGUCAUAAUUAAUAAUUGGAUCAUUAUUGUUUGGGUGUUUUACUUUAUGAAUUAGUUGUAGGAUUUCCACCAUUUUAUUCAGAGGAUAUAAAUAAAAUAUAUGAAAAUAUAAUUUUAAAAGAAGUGGAGUUUCCAAAAAAUAAUUAAUUAAGCAAUGAAAUAAAAGAUUUAAUUAUUAGAUUGUUAAAUAAAGAUUAAAAGAAUCGAAUAGGUAAUCAAGGAGGUUUACUUGAAAUAUUAGAUCAUAUAUGGUUUGAAAAUAUUGAUUUAAUAAAAUAUCUUUAAAGAAAGGUCAAUCCUCCUUUUCAACCUGAUAUUUUUAGACCUCCAGCUUUAUAAAAAGAAUAUCAAGAUGGAGAUUUAGAUUUAAUAAGAAAAUUAUUAGAUAGAAAUAUUUAAGGGUUAAAUAUAUUUUAAAAUUUUUAUUAUGAUUAAUCAGUAGAAAUGAAUAUAAGAAUAGAAUAGUAGAAAUUCUUAAAGUUUUAUCAUUAAUAGAUAGAACAAUAAAAUAGCAAGAUGUAAAGAAGAUAAAAAAUAAAAUUAAUGAGGAAAACCAGAUUAGUAUGA
This is a messenger RNA of Paramecium sonneborni, 1629 nucleotides long. The record is from the annotation of a GenBank genome assembly. NCBI's taxonomy places the organism in Eukaryota, Ciliophora, Oligohymenophorea, Peniculida, Parameciidae.